AUGUUUUUACUCUUUUCACUUUGGUUAACAUUUGCGGAUUGCCGCAGAAAGAAGAAGCCAGAGUCAACAUCUGUUGAUGAUGAACCAAAUAAAUAUCAACCAGAAUUCGGAAAAGUUUGGCAUCCAAAUCCAAAAAGAUUUUGGCACUACAUUGGAAGAGAGCGUCACGCAUUAGUUGCUUUUGUCCAGAAAGAUGAUCCAGGACGUCAAUUAGCCGCUGUUUUUGAACAAAUCCAAGAAAUGAUCGAUCCAUCAAAAUUAAAUCUCGUUGUCGGUGAAACAUUCCAGAUUGGUCAAAUCAUCGAAGAUCAGGGCAUUACAGAGUUCCCAACAAUCGUAUUCUUCCGUUCAUAUAUGAAGAAAUGGUCUACAAAAUACGAAGGCAUACCAUCUGCCAAAGCCAUUACUAAAUGGGCUAACGAGCAGAUUCGCGAACUUGAUGAAUGGGAGAAUUCAGAGGAUUAA
Messenger RNA from Trichomonas vaginalis G3, 465 nucleotides. RefSeq names its product thioredoxin-like family. The record is from RefSeq and is a predicted model, not a curated record. The coding region runs from base 1 to 465 and encodes 154 amino acids. Lineage: Eukaryota; Parabasalia; Trichomonadida; Trichomonadidae. The transcript has a single exon.